AUGAGAGCUUCUGAUAUAGCAACAUAUGAUGAUGAUGCUGAUGUUGAUGAUAAUGAUGAUGAUGAUGAUGAUGAUGAUGAUGAUGAUGGUGAUACUGAUAAUAAUGAUAAUGAUGAUAAUGGCAAUGAAAUAUUACCAUAUGAUAAUGUAUAUCAUCAAAAGGAAUUGAAUUGGUUAAGAGCUAUUACAAACAGGCAGAAAGCAAAAAUUGAAGAACUUAAUGAAGGGAAGAAAAUGUUAUCCAUUGAAGUUGCACAACUUAAAGAUAUCAUAUUAAACGAAAAGCUAAUCGAAGAUUUAAAUAAUUUUAAACGAGAAUAUGUAUUUUUGCUACAAAGUUGUAUUGAAAUUCCACUUGACGAGCAACAAUCGGUUAAUGUACUUCAGGUGAAACUACUCGGUAGCCAUAUUCAUAAGAAGCGUGUGAUAAGUUUAUUGAAUGAAGCACGAGAAAUUGAUCCAACAUUACCAACUUUUGAAAGUUUAAUAUUAUUUGGGAAUUAUUUGGAUAUCUUCGGAUUUCAACGAUCAUUUGAUGAUGAACAAUUAGCAUUACAUUAUAUUUGCACACAAUUGUAUGCACUUUAUUUGGAAUGUGCACCUGCGCAAUUGCAACAUCGAAUUACGUGGAAACGAUAUUUGAAUGAUUGCAAUUAUCAACGUUGCAAUAAGAAUGAGGUACGUAUGCUUGUUCAAACUGGUGUACCCGGUGAUUUAAGACCAACCAUUUGGAAAUUACUCAUUCAUCAACAAAUUGCUGAUAUUAAGAAAAAAUUUGGUAAAUAUUAUUUUCGUGAUUUAUGCAAUACACGUGGAUCACUUGAUGAAACAGAAUACAGAGAUAAUCAUCAAAAGCAAAUAGCGUUGGAUUUAUUGCGUACAUUGCCUGGUAAUAUACAUUUCAUGUCACCAACAUGUAAAGGAAUUCAGCAAUUAGAGCAAGUACUCCGUGCUUUCUGUUUUCAUAAUCCGGUAAUCGGUUAUUGUCAGGGAAUGAAUUUUAUUGCUGGAACAGCAAUGCUUUUUCUUGGUGUUGAAGAUACAUUUUGGUUUUUGGUUGCAGUUACGGAAAAAUACUUCGAUAAAUCAUAUUUCGAUUAUGCAUUAACCGGAGCACAAGCUGAUCAGGAGGUACUAAAAGAAUUGGUUGCAAGAAGAUUACCUCGAUUAGCUGCUCAUUUAGAUCAAUGUGGUAUCGAUUUAGCUACAGUAACACUAAAUUGGUUCUUGGCAGUAUUUUAUGGUGCUGUACCUUUUCAGACAAUGAUUCGAAUUUGGGAUUAUUUUCUUUUGGAUGGUACAAAUGUGCUCUUUCGAUUUGCGCUUGCAAUUUUAUCCAUUCAUGAAAAAGAAGUGCUUCAACGGAGUGAUACCAUAUCAGUUAUCAAAAUUCUAAAAGCAUCCGUUCGUCUAACAUAUGAUUACGAUGGAUUAGUCAAUUUGGCAUUCGACAGUAAACAUCCAUUCCCAACAAAUUCUGAAAUUGAACAUAAACAAAAAUGGUAUUUAAACAUAUUGCGAAAACGAUUAAAUCGGAAAGAAAAAUUACGAAAAGUGUUCACAUUAUUAUCAUUGGAAAGAUCUCGAUUUCCAACAAUUGAAGUUGUAACAUUUAGUACGGAUCAGGAAGGUACAGUUUAUGUUUGUGCAGGUCAUCAAACGAAAGGUAUUAUUGCUCGUUUUAAUCUUAUUAGUAAAAUUUCAACUAUGGGCAAACUUGAUACUGAAUUUGAUUGUAAAAUUUUUUCAAUGGCAUUGAGAGAAGGUGAAAUUGCAUAUGUUUCAUUAUUAUCGCGUUAUAUUGCUGCAUUACAAAUUAAAGGUACGAAAAGCGAAAUAUUGUGGGAAAUAAAAAUAUCCGAUAUUGCACUAAAAUUAUUAUACAAAGAUAAACUUUUGUAUGCAGCACUUGCCAACGGUGUACUUACCAUUUUUGAGAAUGUGAACGAAAUUGUACCGACUGUUAUCGAAAUACAUAAUUUACCGAUUAGUACAGCACCGAUUACAGAAAUGAGUAUCGUUGAUGAUACAUUAUGGCUUGCAUCUGCAUGCAAAAUAACAAUUAUUUGCACCAAAUCGCUAAUAACACUUCGGAAAAUUUACGUUGAAACAUUGGAAUCUGUUUAUGGUUCACCAAUGUUUGAAAAAAUUAGUUGUUUAUGUCCGUCAUCGUAUGGAGUUUGGAUUGCAACAGCGCAUUCGCAAGUAUUACAACUUUGGAAGGACAAUGAAUGCAUUCUAAUUUUAGAUUUAGGAAAAGAGCAAUAUAACAAUGCACCUCAACGGCCUACCGAAAUAACAUCGGUAAUGUGUGUUCGAGAACAAGUAUGGAUUGGUACGGUAGAUGGAUAUCUGUUAAUAUAUCAUAUCAUUUCACAUCAGUAUCAGCAAGCAGCAACCAAUAAUACAAUACAUUCUAAUAGCUUAUCUAAGCCAAUGAUAACAAUUGAUUCGCCCAUAAAUUCUUCGUCAGAUUCAAUUUACAAUAAGCCUUUAACAAAAGUACCCGUACGAAAACGUUCAGCAUUCCAUCAAUUAACCAUAACAAAAAAUGACCAUAAAAUUGAUGCGAAAUAUUGGCAAACAACGGAUGAUAACGAUAAUAGCAAAAAUUUAGAUAUUGGAUUAGCAUCACCGUCGAUUUCACAUCAUUCUCUUGAAUUUGAUAAUUUAUUUCAACAUUAUUCAGAAGAAGAUAACGAUAAGCGGAGAAAAGUACACGAGAAUAAUGAAAGUUGGAGGUAUAAUAAGUCAAAAAUUACUUUGGUACUUGAAAUGAAGCUAAAAAUAUCAGAUAAACAAGUUAGAUGCUGCGCCCAUACCAGAAUUGGGGAGGAAACGAUGGUUGUAACGUGUGCGGGUGAUUACGGUGAUACGGAAUCAAUACUAAAAUGGACCAUUGACCGAAAGGUAGAGGAUGGACGAGAAUUAUGGGUGAAUGAUCCGGUUAUUGAUGCACCUAAUUAA
Molecule: messenger RNA, 2967 nt
Organism: Cercopithifilaria johnstoni
Lineage: Eukaryota; Metazoa; Nematoda; Chromadorea; Rhabditida; Onchocercidae
Source: the annotation of a GenBank genome assembly